AUGGCAUCAGCUGGCGGCCAGGGGACAAGGAGGAUGUCCACGGGGGCUAGACGGGAGUACUACCCACCCACCUACCUACCUACUAGCUACCCACCCACCUACCUACAUAGCUACCCACCCCCACCUACCUAUCCACCCACCUACCUAACUACCUACCUACAUAGCUACCCCACCCACCCACCUACCUACCUAUAUAGCUACCCACCAUAG
Molecule: messenger RNA, 210 nt
Organism: Haliotis rubra (blacklip abalone)
Lineage: Eukaryota; Metazoa; Mollusca; Gastropoda; Lepetellida; Haliotidae
Product: adhesive plaque matrix protein-like
Source: RefSeq, a predicted model, not a curated record